Molecule: messenger RNA, 1047 nt
Organism: Capra hircus (goat)
Lineage: Eukaryota; Metazoa; Chordata; Mammalia; Artiodactyla; Bovidae
Product: rho GTPase-activating protein 20-like
Exons: 8
Coding region: 1-1047 (348 amino acids)
Biological process (GO): signal transduction; regulation of Rho protein signal transduction
Molecular function (GO): GTPase activator activity
Source: RefSeq, a predicted model, not a curated record
AUGACUGGUGUUCAGAAAGCCAAACAGGUCAUUGAACCGAGGAAGGAAACUUACUACAAAAACAAGAAGACAGUUAAUAAGAGUUCUGUCAAAAACUCGGCCUUUUGGUGUCGCUCCAGGACUCGCGAGGACACCCAACACCCACCUCUACCACCCAGAAAGCAAAAACAGCUCUUUGGAGCUCCUUUUGAGGACGUAUGUGAUAAUGACACCCUGCCCACCCCAAUUCUGGAGAUGCUUUCCUUUAUCAAUCAAAAAGGGCCGUUCACAGAAGGCAUCUUCAGAAAAUCAGCCAGUAUAAAAUCCUGCAUAGCCCUAAAGGAGAAACUAAACGCUGGACACAAAGUGAACUUGGAUGAUGAAUCCGUUCUCGUAGUAUCGUCUGUCUUAAAGGAUUUUCUUCGAAAUAUCCAAGGAAGCAUCUUUUCAGCCCAUCUCUAUGAUAAAUGGCUUGCUGUUAUUGAUCAAGGGAAUGAGGAGGAGAAAAUAACUGCGACCCAGAGGCUUGUAGACCAGCUACCGAAAGCCAAUGUAGUGUUGUUGCGAUACCUUUUUGGAGUGUUACACAACAUUGAGCAACAUUCCUCAUGCAAUCAGAUGACAGCUCAUGAUUUAUCCUUGUAUCUUACCCCAAGCAUCCUUUGUCUGCUUAAUUCUGGAAGCUCAGCAUUUGAAAAUGUCACCAAAAAGGUUUCUCUGAUACAAUUCCUCAUUGAAAACUGUCUCAAGAUAUUUGGAGAAGAUAUCACUUCUCUCUUUGGAGAGAACUCAGUGAGUUGUGAUAACAGUGAUAUCACUGAUAACAGUGAGAUUUCAGACAAGAAGACAGUUAAUAAGAGUUCUGUCAAAAACUCGGCCUUUUGGUGUCGCUCCAGGACUCGCGAGGACACCCAACACCCACCACUACCACCCAGAAAGCAAAAACAGAUCUUUGGAGCUCCUCUUGAGGACAUAUGUGAUAAUGACACCCUGCCCACCCCAAUUCUGACAGCAGAGGACCUGAAAAUACAGGAAAAGGAACUAGAAAGGCUGAUGAGAAAGGAAUGA